This is a messenger RNA of Silurus meridionalis, 4894 nucleotides long. RefSeq names its product O-GlcNAcase (gene oga). Gene Ontology annotation, molecular function: beta-N-acetylglucosaminidase activity. The record is from RefSeq and is a predicted model, not a curated record. Gene Ontology annotation, biological process: glycoprotein metabolic process. Lineage: Eukaryota; Metazoa; Chordata; Actinopteri; Siluriformes; Siluridae.
UUAAUUCUUAAAAAGGACAAAAUGUUGUUUGGUGGGAAAAGAUACGGGUUAAUAGAAAGUGAUUCAGUCCGCAAUACAUAUUUAAUUAUAUAGCAGUAGCUUUAAAGUUUGCAGUCUUGGUUGUUUUUGAGUGUCUUGGAUAAAGCUUUCUGUUUUUGACGGUUUUAAACCGGCUGUGACUGGUUCGAACUGGUCUUGUGAGUCUGCGCACUGAGUGUAAACAGGAAGAGCGGAAUCGGUAUGUUAUAGGAAUAGAAGCUUAGUAGAUUGCUAGUGGAUUUUCGGGAAUUAAACUGGUUUAUAUUUUAUACAUUGCAAGGUUAUUAAUCCGUGCAGAUUUAUGUGUUAUGAAAUAUGUGUCCUGGAGCGGAGCAGUGAUUGUGACGUAUGUUAGAGGAAAGCGCUAACCUGCGUUAGUGUUCAGUUAGCAGUAUAGCCUGCGGCUCUGACAGGGUUUAGACUCUCCGCUGUGUUUAUUGAGCUGAACGGCUGUAGAAGCCGUUGCACGAGUGGAAAAGACUGACUUGUUAACAAAAGAUAUUUUAAUAAAUCGUUAAAUAUCGAGAAUAAACCCUUUAAACCCGCGUCUUUUAUAAACCGACGCCAUGGCCCACUAACCUAGCUGACGAACACAGUACCGAGCUAAGCUAGUUUUUAGAAACACUUCUUCGUCCGUGACAUUUCGUGAAACAACAUCAGCUGCUUCUGGCAAUGGUUCAGAAAGAUAAAAUAGUGGAGCUGUCUCAGUCGGAGAGUGAGGAGUGCCCGGGAGGGACGGAGGUCGGGGUGGUGGAGGUGCAGAGCUCGGUGGAAGAGCACAGCGUUGUCGCUGAGAGAGCAGGCCUCAGGAAGUUCAUCAGCGGUGUAGUGGAGGGCUUCUAUGGUCGGCCAUGGACAAUGGAACAAAGAAAAGAGUUAUUCAGGAGACAGCAGAACUGGGGCUUGAACACUUAUCUGUAUGCACCCAAAGACGAUUACAAACACAGAAUGUUCUGGAGAGAGAUGUACUCAGUGGAGGAAGCAGAACAACUAAUGACACUGAUAAGUUCGGCGAAAGAGCGCGGCAUCGAGUUCAUUUAUGCCAUUUCACCCGGCCUGGAUAUAACGUUCUCAAACCAGAAGGAGGUCUCAACCCUGAAAAGAAAGUUAGACCAAGUCUCUCAUUUUGGGUGCAAUUCCUUUGCUCUACUUUUUGACGACAUCGAUCACAACAUGUGUCCCGCUGACAAAGAAGUGUUCAGCUCAUUUGCACACGCACAAGUUUCUAUAACCAAUGAGAUCUACCAGUACCUGGGAGAGCCUGAAACAUUUUUGUUUUGCCCCACAGAAUACUGUGGAAUGUUUUGCUACCCAAAUGUGGCCCAGUCACCGUACCUGCGUACAGUUGGUGAAAAGCUGCUGCCUGGCAUUGACAUUUUGUGGACAGGUCCAAAAGUAGUAUCUAAAGACAUAACAGUAGAGUCUAUAGAAGAAGUGACAAAGAUAUUAAGAAGACCUCCUGUAAUCUGGGAUAAUAUUCAUGCCAAUGACUAUGAUCAGAAGCGGUUGUUCCUUGGCCCUUAUAAAGGCAGGUCAACAGAACUGAUCCCUCGACUGAAAGGAGUCCUCACCAACCCGAACUGUGAAUUUGAGACAAACUUUGUGGCAAUUCACACAUUAGCGACAUGGUAUAAGUCUAAUAUGAAUGGAGUGAGAAAGGAUGUUGUCAUGACGGACAGUGAAGACAGCACAGUGUCCAUUCAGAUAAAGCUGGAGAAUGAAGGAAGUGAUGAGGAGCUGGAGACAGACAUUCUUUACAGUCCACAGAUUGCCCUUAAGAUAGCCCUUACAGAGUGGCUCACAGAGUUCGGCGUGCCCCAUCAGUAUAACAGUCGCCAGGGAGCUCACAGUGGCUCAAAUAGUGCAUCCAUAGAUGUGUCCUCAAUGACAGCACCCACUCUAGGAGCUUCCACUACAGUAACCACUGUUUUUCAACAGCCCAUCAUGAGCCCUGCUGCUCCUCUCAGUGAGGAACCACACACACUGCAAAAAGAGGAGGAGGAGGUGGAGGUAGAAGUAGAAAAGAAGGAUUCAGAUGAGGAGCCCAUGGAAAUGGUGUUGGAGAAACAAGAUGAAGUGGAGGAUGCCAAGAAUGUCAAUCAGAUCCUCACAAAAAUGGUUAAAACUGCAAUGACUGAGGAUCUCAAACCCAUGGACACUGAUAAGGAGACUAUUUCGAAGACUUCAGAGAUUCAGGAAGUUCAGGAGGACUGCAGCAGUGACAUUGCACCCAUGCAGACUGAUGAGCAGCUCAACAAAGAAAUAUUUGUUCCAGGACCGGAUGAGAAACCUCUGUACUCAGUUGAGGCACUCACACUGGAGGACCUAACUCUGCUGGCAGAACUGUUUUACCUGCCAUAUGAACACGGUCCUAAAGCAGUGCAGAUGCUCAAAGAGUUCAACUGGCUUAGGGCUAACACCAGCAUUGUUAGUGUAAACUCCAAAUGCACAGACUCCGAUAAAGUGACUGAGUGGCACACCCGAGCAGAGAAUUUCGAGGAGAUGUGUAGCGCUGUCAUGCAGAUGUUUACCAGACUCUCCAACUCGGCGAAUCGAACCAUUUUGUAUGAUUUGUAUCCCUAUAUCUGGGAUAUAAAGAGUAUCAUCUCUAUGGUGAAAUCAUUUGUCCAGUGGUUAGGGUGUCGUAGUCAGUCCUCAGCACAGUUCUUAAGUGGAGAUCAAGAGCCCUGGGCCUUUAGGGGCGGUCUAGCAGGAGAGUUCCAGCGUCUCUUGCCAAUAGAUGGGGCAAACGACCUUUUCUUUCAGCCACCACCAUCGAUGCCAACUUCCAAAAUGUAUUCCAUAAGGCCUUACUUUCCCAAAGAUGAGGCUGCUAUCUACAAGAUCUGCAGGGAAAUGUACACAGAGGGAUGUGAAGGUAUUCCUUUUUCUGACCAGGAACCAGACUUAAUUGGGGACAGGUUAGUCGGCGGGUUUUUGACUCUCAGCCCAGACUACGGUUUUGUACUGGAAGAUGAGGAGGGGAUCUGUGGUUAUGCCUUAGGCACAGUGGACGUCAAGCUUGUCAAGAAAUGCAAGAUGAGCUGGAUUCCAUUCAUGCAGGAGAAGUAUAACAAGCCUGACUCGGAAAAGGAUCUGUCAGAGGCGGAGAAAAUGAUGCUGAGCUUUCAUGAGGAAGAGGAGGAGGAGGGUUUGCCAGACUCCUUCCUUAGUAACUUUCCCUCACUCAUAAAGGUGGACAUUCAUGCCAAAGUGACAGACCCAAGUGUAGCCAAAAGCAUGAUGGGCUGCCUCCUUUCAUCCUUGAAAGCCAAUGGAUCUCAGGGUGCCUUUUGUGAGGUCCGGCAGAUAGACAAACGGAUGCUGGACUUUUAUGGCAAGCUUGGCUGCUUUGAAGUAGCCAAAAUGGAGGGCUUUCCAAAAGAUGUAAUCAUAAUGGGAAGGAGCUUGUGAAAGGGAGCCAUGCGGAAGUCAACUGCUUUUAAAGGAACUUGUACAAAUCUACAGUGGUCUGCAUGGAACACCAGGAGUGUGAUUUUACUACCUGUUACAAUGUACACAUUGGUACUUUCGAUUGCACUCUGUGCAGCCGGUUAUUGUAGAUUUUCUUUAAGGUGUGCACUUCAGAAACAUCCGAAAGCAUCCGUGUAAUUUAAGGUGCAUCUGAUGUUUGCUAAGCUUUGCAAAUCAGAGCGUGUGUGAAUCUUUUUAUUUUUUUUUUUGAGACACCUCUUCUGAUCUAAAAACAGCUUGAGCUGGCCCGAUGCCAUUUAGCCAAUUACACGUGGAUGGUUGCAUUCAAAACACAUUCAGUACAUUUCAGUGAGUGUAUUUAGGUGCAACGUGGACUAUAGCUGCCACUUCAUUUUUUUUUCACUACUAUUUUCCAAGCUUGACUGGCUAUAUAAAUAAAGCAUUACUCUAGAAGCAAGUGAUUCAACUCCAUUUUUGCUUAAUAUUUGAGGCACAGAAUGUUUAUGCAGUGUUAAGAGAUUUCACAGCAUCCUACUGGAUGUUCUUAAAGUAAUUCAAUGUGCUUUUCGGUAAUUUGUUGGAACUGCUAAGAAUGCACACGCAGGACUUGUAUGUCUUUAGAACUGCAUGGACAUUACUUUUUGCUUAAAUGCAAAGCAUGUGUAUCUUGAUAAUACCAUUGUGUUCUGGUCUCCUGGCUUCAUCAUUGUUUAACAGAACCCCCUUUUUGAGAUUUUUCUUUUUUUUUUUUUUUUUUUUUGCACACACAUGAUUGAAGGUUAUGCCAUGUUAUAUAUUAACAUUUCUCGAGUUUCAAUAUAAAUGUAAAUAUUCGUAACUUUAGAGUGUGACUAAUCGCAAAACUUUUUAUAGCAGUCAGUGAGUCGUAACAAUAAUUUAGAGUUCUACAAAAGCAGCCAAAUUUAGAGACAAUUUCAGUUUAUUUUGUUUGCAAGUCAAUGCCUAAUGUAUCAAACAUUAAAAUUUUAGCUAUAAAAGAAAACUGGGGCUGCAUUCUGACAAAGUGUUGUUUUGUUUGGUUGUUUUUUUUACUUAUGUUUAACAUUUGGUUUAUUAUUUGUAUUAUUUGUUUGUUUUUUUGUUUUUUUUGUUCUGAUUUAAAACCAACCCAGAUACCCGGUGUUCUAGACUGGCUUUUUGAUUUUUGUUACCUUAUAUGUUGUCCCCUGAUGUACUGAAUAGGGUUUUUUUUUUGCUUUUCCUCAAUUUCCUUAAUAUACAGUUUAAGGAGGUUGAGAUUACAUUCAAGUGGAAAAGAUUUCAUUAAAAGUAUAAAUAUGUUAAUGAAAAUUCAGUACUUCAAGUUGUAAUUCUGAAUAUGUAUGUAAUAUAGAUGUACUUUCUGUAAGGUUUGUAUGUAAUUAAGAUGGUUCGUUACAAUAAAAUUAAAAAAACCUCA